Molecule: messenger RNA, 2273 nt
Organism: Meriones unguiculatus (Mongolian gerbil)
Lineage: Eukaryota; Metazoa; Chordata; Mammalia; Rodentia; Muridae
Gene: Fgf21
Product: fibroblast growth factor 21
Exons: 3
Coding region: 1524-2144 (206 amino acids)
Biological process (GO): positive regulation of protein phosphorylation; positive regulation of cell population proliferation; animal organ morphogenesis
Cellular component (GO): extracellular region; cytoplasm
Molecular function (GO): fibroblast growth factor receptor binding; growth factor activity
Source: RefSeq, a predicted model, not a curated record
CCAGGAGGAGGUGGAGAGCGCUGUCUAGCGUGCUUUCUGGACAGGCCUCCGGUGCAGCUGAGGACAAAGGUCUUAGCUCUCCUGCGGCCCUGGGUUCUUCACUUGUACAGAGCCGGGCCUGCAGCCUCGCCUGUACCUGGGCAUUGACAACUGUAUAAAGACUCAGGAAAUCCACUUGGUUGGCCCAAGAUUAGACCAUUUCUCCAAGCCAAGGAGGCCCUGGACCGCCUCAGCCCUAACCGUCCAUUGCCCAGCCUCCUCCCUCAUCCUCCCUCAGGCCUGGGAGUCAGUGCCCAGCCUCCUCCCUCAGUCCCCAAAGGUCCUUGCCCAGACUCUCUCCCUCAGACCCAGGAAUUUGCCUCAGCAUGCCUUUGACUGCAAGAAAGCAUCCAGCUCUGGCCCCUCGUGGAGCCUGAGCCUGCCCAUCCCCCAGGGUGUCUGGGGAGCACCUGUGCAGGACACUUUCUGGUGAAAGAAGCACUAGGAUUGCAUCAGGGAGGACAGACAGCAGCUGAGCGCAGGAGCUGACUGCUAAGGGGUUGGUGAGGGUGGUUGGCCCGUGGCCAGCUGGGAGCCUUCCACCUGCUGAGGACUCCUCUUUCACAUGGCUGAUGCAGCUUUCCUGAUUAAAGAAGCCCCAGACCCCCGCCCUUCCAACACCGCUUGAACCUUGAAAUUCAAAUUGGGUGGACCAGAUGGGAGAGAUGGCUCAGUGGUCAAAUAGGGUGGACUACACAGUUGCUAACACAGAAAGUCUGAGGCCCACGGCUCCUUCUUAGUACCCAGGAGCCAGACCCCAGCCUCCUCCCUCAGACCCAGGGCCCCAAAUUCCAGCUUUCCUCCCCUCAGAUGCUGAAGUGCAGACCCUAGCCUCCUCCCUCAGACCCAGGAGUACAGACCCCAGCCUCCUGCCUCAGACCCAGGAGUACAGACACCAGCCUCUUCCCUCAGACCCAGGAGUGAGACCCCAGCCUCCUGCCUCAGACCCAGGACCCCAAAUCCCAGCUUUCCUCGAACGGUGAAGGGCAGAUCCCAGCCUCCUUCUUUAGACCUGGGAGUCCAGACUCCAACCCUCCUCUCUCGGACCCAGGAGCACAGACCCCAGCCUCAUCCCGUAGAGCUAGAAGUGCAAACCCCAAUACUCUUCCCCCAAACCUAGGGGUCCAUGCCCAGCACUUUUCCCCCAGACCCCUGUUGGAAAGACCCCUCCCCCAUUGCAUCAUCCAUCCAGGCCGCCCUGGCCACGGUGGAAUUCAGGUUCCUGCCAAGUGUGUCAAAUAUCACGCGUCAGGAGUGGGGAGGGCACAUGGGCGGUCCUGUCUGGGUAUAAAUUGUGGUAUUUCUGCAUCCACCAGACAGCCUUAGUGUCCUGUCAGCUGGGGAGUCACCUCCGGAGAAGCAGGCAUUCACUUUGCCCGAGCCCCAGGCUGAAGCUGAGCCUUCUCUGCUGGGGCGCCGGAGUCCAGACUCUCCUCAGAUGCCUGCCAAGGGCUCUCCCUAAAGGAGUGUGAUUAGCUGACUGGAUGGAAUCUAGUGUUGGGGUCCUGGGCCUGUGGGUCCCUCUGCUGGCUGUCUUCAUACUGGAGGUCUGCCAGACACACCCCAUCCCUGACUCCAGCCCUCUCCUCCAGUUUGGGAGUCAAGUCCGGCAGAGGUACCUCUACACAGACGAUGACCAGGAUACCGAAGCCCACCUGGAGAUCAGGCAGGAUGGAACUGUGGCAGGCGCUGCACACCGCAGCCCAGAAAGUCUCCUGGAGCUCAAAGCCUUGAAGCCAGGGGUCAUUCAAAUCCUGGGUGUCAAGGCCUCUAGGUUUCUUUGCCAACAGCCAGAUGGAACCCUAUAUGGAUCUCCUUCCUUCGAUCCUGCCGCCUGCAGCUUCAGGGAGCUGCUGCUUGAGGAUGGGUACAAUGUGUACCGGUCUGAGGCCCAUGGCCUGCUCCUCCGUCUGCCCCAGAGGGACUUGGCAAACCAGGAUCCAGCAUCCCAGGGACCUGUGCGCUUCCUGCCCAUGCCGGGCCUGCUCCAAGAGCCCCAAGAGCCACCAGGAUUCCUGGCCCCAGAGCCCCCCAAUGUGGGCUCCUCUGACCCGCUGAGUAUGGUAGAGCCUUCACUGGGCCAAAGCCCCAGCUAUGCUUCUUGAAUCCCUCUGAUUCCAGGAACAUUUCUCUUUGGGUUUCCUCUUAUUUAUUAUGGGUAUUUAUUUAUUUAUUUACAAUUUUUUCUUACUUGGAAUAAUAGAGUCUGAAAAAAAUGUGUUUGUUUGUUUGUU